GGACAACAGUGAGAGGAGGCGAGAGUGAGCCCCAGACAGACGACGUAGGAGGCUGACGUUUUGUCUUCUCCAUGACUAACAUAUCGAGUGUACGAUGGUAGCGACGUAUGGGUGGAGGGGAGGGGACCCCAGGAACAUGCUAAUUGUGCCUACCGAGACAGUCAUUAGGGUUGCGGCUUCCAGAGAAACGACAGUGUUUGUGACAGCUGGCGGCAGGUUAUAUAUUGGCCAAUAUGCUGGUCAGGAAAGGGGCAGUUUAAAGCAGGUUGAGCUUGGCAGCAGAUGUGUCCGCGAUGCAACAGUGUACAGAGGCCAGGUGGUGUUCAUCACAGAUGCAGGGGAAGUGUACACACGGGACUUGGAAGGCGGUGAAGUUCGCCCCUUGCCUGUCCUGGAGCCGAAGAAGACCUGCACUCAUGGCCAGGAGGAGAAAGGGAGGAAGGUUCGCGUUCGAGCAGUAGCAGCCGGAUAUGAUCAUAUAUUAUUCCUAAGCGCUCAAGACGAGAUAUGGGUCCAGGGACGGGGACCAGCUCUAGGGCUCUUCACAAACAAAACUGAGAAUGAGAUUACGAACCCAGCCCGUGUCAACUUCUUCAAGGGAAGAAGGGUAAUGCAAAUAGAAGCUGGAGCUUACUUUACAGUCUCUCUCAUAGAGGCUUUGCCUCCUGUUCACCAUGACAACACAGCCGAGUCAGACGCACUUCCAGACUUUGACUCGUAUGUGCGAUCGUGUGAGCAGUGCCGGCGAGAGACUGGAGAUCGUGUUCUUUUUGAGGAUGCAGACGAAUUCGAUAAGUGUCCUUUAGGAUUGGCAGUAAGAAAAGAAUAUUUCACCCCAGACAGAAGAUCUGACAUUUUAUCGCCGGCUCCUAGUAGUGUCAACAUGGACGGUAGAUCGUCUCGAAAUAGUGCGUUCCACGAAGAUGGUGAGUCAUCAGAUUAUGUGGCAGAUGAAUUAGAUCCAACAUCAGGAGAAGUGUCUUGUGAUGGAACAGCAUUAAAUACUCCAGUUGAAUUACGGACAGGAAUCGAGUUAAAAGAUAUGGCUCGAAUACAUAAACAGAGUGAAUGUAGUGAUUUUGAAGUUGUUGAGUGUACUGAUGAUGAAACCGAUAUGGGAGGAGAUGCUGGGAGACGGAAGUUGAGUUCAACAGGUAGUAGUAGUUUAUUCAUAAAUGCUGAUGCCGCUAGACAAUUUAUAUCUAGACAGUUAUCGUGGAUGACAGCAACAAGUGUAGAACAGGGUGAGUGCAUUAUGGAAAAUGAGAGAAUCAAUAAUAAGUAUCACAUAGACAGUGCUACAGAGCUUAUUAAAGAAAAUGUAGCAAGUGCAGCAAACAGUGCAGCGAGUCUUGUAGCUACAGGUGUGCGAACUGUGAGUGAUAAAGUGGGCCAGUUGUCACGUCAUUUUAGCAGCAGUGAAUGUGCAGAUGGCGAACUGCACGAUCUCACGCCAGACUCGGAUCCUUUCAGUUUAGAUGCAUUCUAUGAUAAAGCACCUAAACCAAAAAUGAGUAAAAGUGACUCCUAUGAGUGUAACAGUCUUCCACGUCGACUUUCUGACGAAUUAUGUCGUAAAAAAACACACAUGCGAACAGCGUCUGGGGGUCUAAGUUUUCCAAAAGUUGGCAAGAAUGGUGUCCUGACCCUCGAGAAAGGACCAGAACAAGUUGCCAAAAACACAAGUCUCAUCAUUGAUGGCGGACGUAAUAUUUUAAAUACAGAGGUUUGGGCGUGGGGGUCUGCUAACAAGGGUCAGCUUGGCCUCGGUGAUCUCAGCCACAGGUCGACUCCAACCAAUGUGGUAACGUUGAAUCACAUGGGGGUCACCAAGGUGGUGUGCGGGUCCCACCACACAGCUGCUCUCACCGUGGAUGGACAGGUUUAUAUAUGGGAACCCAAAGAUACUAGUGAUGACGUUGAUCAUGCAACAACGGAGCCUAAGUCCCAUAAGUCUUCAUAUUGGAAGGUGUUUGUGUGGGGGGACAACUCGAGCGGCCAAGGUGGACGUUCUGCACCUGUUGGAAGUGGAUUAUUACCCAAUAAAUCCCCAAACAAAUCUCCCAGUAAAGUUGGGAAUGCCUCAUCAUCCAUUGUCUCUCCCAGACGCCUUGAACUUCCUGACGGAGGUCUGGUUCGGGAUCUGGCCUCGGGGGACAACUACCUCAUCGUCAUUUCCAUUGAUGGUUUUACAUACUAUGUGGGCAAACUAAGGGACGAAGAAAACGCAACAGUGCAGCAGAUACCAGUCGGUGAUGCCACGACGCGCUGCAGAUCAGUAUUGUGCCAGUGUGACAGUGUUGUAUGCACAUCUGAUGAGAUGCAUCCACAGGUGAUAAAAUUUCUGAAAAAUGAAACAGAGUACCUGAGCCUGCUGAAGUGUGUCAACCAGCACGUGGUGAAACCAUUCCUCUCAACCUGCACCACCAGCAACAGUAGCAAGAGCUCGUCCUCAAGCACAUCCCACAAGGACCCGGCUGCACCCGGCAUCGUCGGUGGGAGCGGCUUCACAGUUGAGAACAGCCAGGUGCAACAGACAAAGCAGGAGCUUCUCGAAGCUUACCUCGAUGUAACGCAUGCGGUGGCCAGCAGUUUGAGAGACAUGUUGGAUGAUCAGGCAGCUGACGUCACCUCUGUCAUACCAAUAAUACGGCAGGUAGAAGAACACAAGUCAAUUUACCAGAAAUAUAUGAGCUCAGUGUGUGAUGCAAUUGCUAUCAGUGGCCUCGCAGUCGCAAGCAAAGAAGCUAAUAUAGUCAUGGAGAAGUGCCAGUCCAUUUUAGCAUCUCUUAUUCCUGAAGACAAGAGAAAAACCAACAGUGAUCUCUUUGCCCACCUCAUUCUCCGGCCACUGAACCACAUCCAUGAGUAUGUUGAAUUUCUCCUAUCUAUGAAGAAUGAUGCUGAUAAUUAUUACUCGCCUUUUACGCUAGACAAGAUCAAAAUUGCCCAUGCCCACUGGAGGCAGCUGUCAAAUGUAGCACAAAAAAAUCAGGUAGAAGCUGAAGCAACAAAGGCGUAUUGGGAAACAUGUAGCCCCAAGAUGGUAGAAGCUUUGGCCAACCCAUCGCGACGACUUCUCCGAGAUUCACACACCAACCCCAUAAAUGUCCACAAUGCUGGACGCUUCUCAUCCCAUUCUUUUGUUUUGCUGACUGAUGUUCUUGUGCACCUUCAGUACUCAAAUUUUACAACGUAUGAUCUCAGUACCAUGUGGGUUGAGCCAGUACCUAACAGCUCAAGUAUUCAGAAUGGUAUUCAUAUAACAUUGCCGGAGGACACGUUGACUCUGGCAUGCCCCACCAGUUCAGACAAGGGUCAGUGGAUGUAUGCCCUUCAGGAGGGCAUCAAGCGAUCUGUUCAUGGCACUGGCGAGGGGGGGUUGGUGGUGGUGCCAAGGACCCCUCCCCUUGUGAGAAAUGCAUCUUAUACCUUUACUAAGAAUGCACAGUAUAAGGAUGCCACGUACAGUGGUCAGUGGUUCUGUGGUAAACUUCAUGGUGAGGGCAUUAUGACUUGGUCUGAUGGACGGAAAUAUGAGGGACAAUUCCGGCAGAGCGUCUACCACGGCCCCGGUCGGCUGGAGGUACCCUCAACCGGAGGGGUCACCAUUUAUGAAGGCACGUGGAAGAAUGGAAAACUUGAGGGAAAAGGCAUUAUCAGGUAUGCCAAUAAGGAUGUGUAUAUUGGAUACCUCCAUGAAAGCCAACCUCAUGGACACGGUGAGCUUAAAAAGGGACGCUUCAGCUCGCAGGCAGCUUCUGUAUACACUGGCGAGUGGAACAGUGGCGUUAAACAAGGCUAUGGUGUGCUGGACGAAAUAGUUAAAGGCGAGAAGUACCUGGGAAUGUGGCAGAACAAUUGCCGUCAUGGGUCGGGUAUGGUCGUCACCAUGAAUGGUGUCUAUUAUGAGGGAAACUUUCACCAAAAUAAGCUAACUGGCUAUGGUCUGAUGGUGUUUGAAGACAAAACUUACUAUGAGGGGGAACUUGGUAUUGGUGGAACGUUUGCCGGGAAAGGAAGUCUACAUUAUCCUAGUGGAGACACCAUAGAAGGAACCUUCACAGGCACCUGGGAAGAAGGUAUCAAGAUCAACGGUAUGCUGCAAAAAGGGGUUGGUGCGCCUGAUGAGGAGAACAUGCCCAAGUCGUUUGGGAAGUUAAGUGUGAGUGCUGACCAGAAAUGGACGGCGAUUGUGCGUCAGUGCAAGGAACAUCUGGGCAUUACGUCUGGAACAGAUGUGACUACAAGUAAAGUGUGGGAAACACUUGCCACUAGGUUGGAAGCAGAGAAGCAGGCAGCUCUGCGUCAUAGUGCCCAAAUGGACGUUUUGGAUGGAAUCGAUCGCAUUCCUGAGAGAAAAGGAGAACUCACAUACCAGUAUUUCAUGGAAAUUCAUUCAUAUUUAGGCAAGGCAUUUGGAUGCCGGUUACAUCCAUUAGGACAACUCCUGCAGUCUCUGGUUGACGCCUUCAGAGCCACCUAUGGCGGAGUUGUGGCUCACCCGCGCCUUCUGCCGUAUGCCGUACAGGAGGUACAUUCCUUCACUUCAAGAUUAUACCAGUUGGUGAGGGUGUUGUUUCCAGACUUACCAAGAGAGGAAGAAAAUGUUUUAUUAGAGCCACCGAUGGAAGAUCAAGAAGAAAUUGUAGUGACUCCAGCUUAUGUGAUUCAUCCCUGGCUGCUGCCGCACGUGUACUCUCCACUUUCCACACUGUACGUCCUGCAUCACCAGCCUAAAGAUGAAGAGUACUGGAGGAGGCUGCUGAAGUGGAACAAGCAGCCAGAUACUGCUCUUAUGACUUUCUUGGGAGUUGAUGUUAAGUUUUGGUUGCCGGAAGGAGCGACCAUCAUGGAGUGUAGCCGCACAUUGGGCACACUAAAGGACCAGCAUUUUACUGAAGCUAUUGAAACCCUUCAGAUGUUGUCAACGUCAUUUAGUCCACGGGAUAAGUUAGGACUCAUCCAUCGUACCUUUCAGCAAGUGAGCAAGGCUGUAAUGAACAAACUGGGGAACAACUACUUGUGGAGCAUGGAUGACCUCUUCCCAGUGUUCCAGUAUGUAGUCGUUCGGUCACGCAUACAGCAUCUCGGUGCCGAGAUUCAACUUGUGGAUGACCUGCUGGAUCCUCACAUGCAACAUGGAGAGCUAGGCAUCAUGUUCACUACCUUGAGAGCCUGCUACUACCAGAUCCAGAAUGAGAAACUCAACCAUAUGGUAUGAUGAAACUCUUGUUGAUCUCUUAAGAAUUUCUAAUAUAUUUGCCAUGAGUUGUUACAAAUAUUUACAAUUAACUCCACCACAGUGCCCUCUAGCUUAUUUUUGUUACUGCCUUCCAUUUUAGUCUUCGAACACAUGUUCACGAAUAUUCAUUUUUGUACUCAGGGCAAUGAUGUUCGUACGCUCUUGUGUGUAGAUGCGGUAUGUUGUUGUGUUACGCCAGACAAGAGAUUGUUAUUGUUUUGGUGUCAUAUGCAUGUGUCGGAGCAUCGAAUGGCGAUAAUAUGGGGAUGUAAUUCAUGUUGGGAUUCAUUCAUGGGUUUCAAUUCACCUUGGCGCCUUCUUUUAAUAGUUACAUACUUACUCACGUUGGAGAGUGUGUUGAAUACAUAUCAGGAACCUGUCAUGAUAAGUUAAAAGUGUAUAGCAUGCCUAAUGUGGAAUCAAAACUUUUAAAGACAGAUAGGAGGUUAAUAUGUUUUACCUUUCUUCUGUUAUACAUAGCACACAAACUUUGGUACAAACAUGCUGCUGUAUAACUGGUAUUUAUAUUUUUAACUUAGCCAAUCACCACUAGCUCUUAUCAACAUUGUUGCUAAAUGUGACUAGCAUUGCAUUAAGUAUGAAGCCUGAAGCCUGAAUACACAGCUGACUUGCGUCUUUUGUGAUGGCAGUGAGCAUGACCUCUUGUGCCAUGCGCAAAAUUAUCGAGCUUGUUAUGCAGUAGACACUAAAGUAAGUAGACACUGUAGACACAUUUAGUUUCAAAGCGUUAUAUGACAAAGAGUACUGGGAAGACGGGACACCACGAGCGUAGCUCUCAUCCUGUAACUACACUUAGGUAAUCACUUAGGUAAUUACACACUACGGAGAGUCAUUUUGUGGCGCUAACAGCUGCAGACAAAAUAGACUUCAUUCUGUUAGAGAGUUGCGCAGUAUGACUUUGAUGUUAAGAGAAAAUAUGUUGCAAUUUAAUUGUGGACCAUUUAGGAAGUGUGAUUAUGUUCAACAGAUAACCAUUGUCAAUUGAUCAUAGGGAUACACAGUUCAAACUUAGUGCAGGGCCUCUCCAUCCAGUUUGUGUGUGUGUUAUCAGUUGCUUGUUAACAUUUACGUGAUAAUACUAUUUAACGUUUUCAGACCUUCCCAACAUUUUCAAAUAAUGUAUGAUUUUGUGCUGUUUUCCUUUUUCCUUUUAUUUAUAUUAUUUCAUUAUUUACAGAUUUAUGUCUUAAUGAAUAUGAUCCAAUCAUGAAAUAACUCAUUAUUUUGAGCAUGGGAUCAAAGCAAGAUAAGAAUGUAGCAUGCUUCAUAUGUUCUGCUAGUAGCAUUGAGAUAAAAUGGGUCCUAAUAUACACUUAAUGCUGAUCCUCCUGAUCAGAGUACAGUAUAAAUUCAGCAGUAGCAGUACAAGACAGUUGCUUUUAAGAUUCACUUAAAAAACAAAUUACAUGCAGAGGAGCUCACUAGUAUCACUAAACACAAAAUUCCCUCAUCAUGCAUAAGAUGGAAGUGCAGUGAAUUUGCUUGCCCAGUAUAUUGUACUAUAUAAUUGUUUAAAUCUGAUUUAUUUCAAAUCCUGCCAUAAAAUUAGUUUACUGAUAUAUAAAAUUUUAUUUUGUAUUACUUGAUUGUAGCAUUUUGACUGAAGCUACUUGAUGUAUGAAUGCAGGAUUACGGAUCAUAUUCUAGGUAAUCUUAAGGAGGAAAUUACUUUCUACACAUUUCAAGAGAUCAGAUGUGUUUCUCGUGACAUUCAAUAUGGCGAUAUAACCUGUGUUGUGCAUAGUGUUGCCAUCAUCAUCAUCUUUAUAUCAUUUUUAAUUUUCAUGGAGGGGGAAGGCAAUAUAUAGUGAAAAAUAAGAGAGCAAUAGAGGCUAAAAAGGUUCUAAGAGGCCAUUCAUAUCAUCACAUAGUAUCAACUUCAUCACACAGCAUCAUGAAGGGGAGUAAAAGACCCAACAUAUGUGUGUCUUAAGACAAACAUUUUUGGAUGCAAUUUGAUCCUUUCUCAAGGUGAUGUAAACAGUGUUGAGAACAUUGUUUACAGCAUCUCGAGAAAGGAUGUUGGUUGCAUCUGAAUAUUUGGUUUUUAAUACACUUACACAUAUAUUGUCUUCUCCUUCUUUCAAGCACUAUGGCAUUGUAAUAAGUUCCUCCACAUAUUAUCAUUUCCAUCACAUAAUACACAUAGCCCAAUCACACUGUACCGAGACGUCCACAACAGUGCCACGCCACUUCAUAGGACUAGGUGUAGAGCACUUCCUGUGAUUUGUCAUCUAAAAAAUAAAUAGGGAAUAAAAAUAACCUGUAAUAGGUAAAGAAUCUUUCCCCAUUAAUAAAUUGAUUCCAUUGCCUUUUUUCCUAACAACAUUAUCAGUAUCCCAUUUUUCACUUUCAUGGGAAAAAUGGGAGGCAAUAUUACUGUAAUGAAAGAGGAUAAUAUAUACAUUAUGACCAAAAAAUCACACAUGCAUUAAUUAUAUAAUUUGUUAUAUAGUUAGGAGGCCUGGUCAAGGACCGGCCUGUGGGGACAUUGAGCCUCGAAACCAUCGCAAAGGUAACCGCAAGGUAGUACGA
Messenger RNA from Procambarus clarkii (red swamp crayfish), 7801 nucleotides. RefSeq names its product Amyotrophic lateral sclerosis 2 (gene Als2). Gene Ontology annotation, cellular component: cytoplasmic vesicle; cytoplasm. Gene Ontology annotation, biological process: regulation of GTPase activity; endosomal transport. Gene Ontology annotation, molecular function: small GTPase binding; guanyl-nucleotide exchange factor activity. The record is from RefSeq and is a predicted model, not a curated record. Lineage: Eukaryota; Metazoa; Arthropoda; Malacostraca; Decapoda; Cambaridae.